AUGUGUUCAAUUUUGGGAAUGCCUGAGCUAGUAAUAGCAAAUAUUAUAGGAUUUUUGGACUUUCGAGCAGUAUUCACUAUUCGCCAAGUUUGUAGAGAUUUUCGAAAUUUUAUAAAUGAAAUGGACAAAUCAAAAUUGCCGGAUUCGAAAUUUGAAAAGAUUCAUGUAUUAGUGAAAAAUGAAGAAAUGAUUCGAAUGACUUUUAUCUGGAAUCAUGUAUCUCAAAUAAAAAUUGAGGAGUCUUUUGAAAAGGAGAAACCUGGAUUUUUCAACUUGAUUUCUCAAAGAAUGUUUUUGAAAUAUUUUGGGAACAAUAAUAAGCACUCUAAUCAAAAAGAUCUUGAAAUGGAUGAAGUUCUUGAAGUUUAUCAAUUUGUUUUAAAAUUUCAGAAAUCUAUUCUUCAAUUUUAUAACGACUCUCCGGAUUUCGAACUUUCUUACGUAGUAGUGGAAUAUUUUGAAGAAACUAGGAGUUUGUCAAGUGGAUCGAAAAAAUUUAUUCAUACAUUCAUUCGGUAA
Messenger RNA from Caenorhabditis briggsae, 519 nucleotides. Gene Ontology annotation, molecular function: protein binding. Lineage: Eukaryota; Metazoa; Nematoda; Chromadorea; Rhabditida; Rhabditidae. The record is from RefSeq and is a predicted model, not a curated record. Bases 1 to 519 code for a protein of 172 amino acids. The transcript is spliced from 4 exons. Gene Ontology annotation, biological process: innate immune response.